CAGACAACGGUGGCACUCUUACCCACCACGCCCUGCCUUAAACAUGUGUCGUGACGUAGGUGUUGUGUUUACCUACAGUUAGUGUUUACCCCAAGUCGUGUUGAAGUGGUGUGAAGACUCGACGGCGAAAGAAAAUCGUCGUUAUCACUCUUUCUGUCUUUGAAGGCUUUUGGACUGGGAAAGAAUUUGGUCUAUGUAAUUUCUCUUGCUUUGUGUGUGAAUUAAUCACGUGUUGAUUUGUGAAGCGAGUGUUUUGGAUCAUACUGUCUAUUUUAUUUCAAUUUUGUUUCGUUUCUGAAAGUAAUAAUUGUUAAAUAUCAUAUAUACAGUAUUCGUGGAAAAAAAUAGAAUUGGGACAUCAGUAAACAAGGGUAUAAAGAUGGGAUGACAAAGAAAAAAAGAAAGUAUUUCGCAUUUACAUCUUACAAAUAGUGGAUCCAUUUAGAACAUCAAAAACAAGAGUAACAACAUCAGCAAACCCGGCAGCAACUUGAAAAGAUUUCUUCAUUGUCAACAUCUCUUGUACAGCACAACCACCUGCUCCAUCCUCCCCUUCGCCAUACCAAGCAUAUUUUCCAAUAUACCUGUUACAGCAGUACCGUGUCCCUUCAGAAGUUUUUGUAUUGGUGUAAUAGCAGUUGCUAACAUGAAAAAGGAAGAAUUGCUUUUGGAGGAUAGUGGAGAUGCAGACGACUACAAGUACGACCCCAGAUACCCGUACGACUAUGGGAAUCGCUCUGACUAUGGGAGUCGCCACAGCUCCCUUCGCAGCAAGAACCGAGUCGUCUUCGUGGAGCCUGACGAAGAGAGCGUCUCCAGCCAGUUUUGGGAAUCGAACCCGUGGCUGGAAGACCUCAUUGCCCUGGUGAAGGAGAGAGGACCUACGGUUCUGGUAGUCCUAAUGCUGGGAGGUCUAGGCAUCUUCUGCACACUCGCGGGAUGGUGGUUGUUGGCAGUAGCCGGAGCGCUCAACUACCUUGGGGGGAUCAUUGUACAGGGGGUCGUACUGCCGGUCGUUGGACUCAUCCUGCUGAUGAUGUCCAUGAUGGUCUUUCGCACGAACUGGUCGUCUUUUAAGAAGGAACCGGAAGGUGUCUCCGAAGUCUUCGACGCAGAUCCGACCAUUCUGAACAAGGCCAUCGUCAGGCCAAGCUGUCUGGUGAACAGCGAAUUCCGAAGACAAGCCAGAUGA
This is a messenger RNA of Penaeus vannamei (Pacific white shrimp), 1192 nucleotides long. The record is from RefSeq and is a predicted model, not a curated record. NCBI's taxonomy places the organism in Eukaryota, Metazoa, Arthropoda, Malacostraca, Decapoda, Penaeidae.